Molecule: messenger RNA, 1349 nt
Organism: Ornithodoros turicata
Lineage: Eukaryota; Metazoa; Arthropoda; Arachnida; Ixodida; Argasidae
Product: E3 ubiquitin-protein ligase MARCHF3-like
Exons: 5
Coding region: 224-1084 (286 amino acids)
Biological process (GO): protein ubiquitination
Molecular function (GO): zinc ion binding; ubiquitin-protein transferase activity
Source: RefSeq, a predicted model, not a curated record
CUGUGACCGCAAGGGGGCACUGCGGUGCUCUCGCACGUGCAACUAUGCGGCACGAGUUCAAGCUGGUGUCUGCCUGACUGUGGAAAAGCUUUCUCCAAAAAAGAAAAAAAGGAAGCCGAAGCACACGUUUGCGGAACAUCUUCGUAGACCGAGAGGGUAGCAGAGCGCACUCGUGGCCCGGGAUGUAUUUCCACCAGUGAAGCGUACCAUUGCCUUGUCCUCGAUGGUUUCGGAACAGUCCGAAGCUCCUGGAGCUGAGAACGGGUCCGACAGCAACAGCACCGCCUCCGCUUCGGCCACUAAACUGCAGCAGCAGCAACAACCGCAGUGCAACCACAAUGCUGCUGCAGCUGCAGCUGCCGCCGCAGCGGCACAGGCGGAUAUUUGCCGUAUUUGCUUCUGCGGGGUCAGCACAGAGUCCCUCCUGGCGCCGUGCAAGUGCAAAGGUUCCCUAGCCAAAGUGCACAAGACAUGCCUGGAGACGUGGCUGGGCAAUCAAGCGAUAGACCAAUGCGAGAUCUGCAAGUACCACUACAUGACGGCGCGGCGUCCCAAAGGAUUCCACGAAUGGUUGAUGAAUUCAAGUACACGCGAGGACAAGCAGAACCUUGUCGGGGACAUGGUGGCCCUUCUUCUGUUGACACCUCUAGUGGUGUUCAGUUUGUGGCUCUGCACCGAGGGGGCCAUCCAGUUCAGUCACGAAGGAUUUCCCACCUGGGAGAGCGCAGGACUGGUCUUCAUCACUAUCGUGCUUUUCGUCGUUUUCUGCGUUUGGGUCACACUCUUGUACAGGUACCACUACACUAUCUGGAAGCAGUGGCGGUCACAUAACUUCCACGUUAAUCUUCUGAUGAAAGGCAACAGCUCUCCAGCUGAUCAGGGGCACGGCAUCGAAGUUCCACCCCCAGUGACCACGAUAAGUCUCGAUCCAGAGGACGUUCCCAGUGUCGUCGUCGAAGACAUGCACGAGCUCGAGGUAUCAGAGGAACCCAUUGCCAGUUCCGAAUCUCCCACAAGCCCACCAAAGGAAUCGCCGCCCAAGUCGACGAGCAGUACUCUCAUUAUUUACACGACAUCUGUUUGACGGCGCUUGUAGUCCUGUUUCUUUUUUUCUGCGCACAACAGAUAACGACGCGGACUGAAAAAUUGCUGCCAAGCUGUCCACUUUAGUCCCCCAUGCCGAAUAACGUAAAAAGCAGACGACAAAAUAAACUGGGGACUUGCGGGUGGAGGCGCAAAGUAUAUUUGGUUGCACGUUUCGUUUUUUGAGUUGCUGAAGUAGCUUUUAUAAGAUGCAUUUGUAAUGUUGCUGACAUAAAAGGGUUGGAAAUAAAGAAAGCGGAAAACGU